AUGGCUCUUCAAGAUGAACUAGAAAGCAAAAAAGACCCCGACAUUGCUUCUAAGGUCAAAGCUCUACGAGAAAAGGAAAUGCUUGAAGUGGAAAGCAAUUUGGCUGCUCUGGUUAAAAAGCGAAUGAAAAAGGAGAAGAAGAAAGGGAAGAGAGACAUUAGAAAGGAUGCGAAGGAUGACUACUCAAAAUCUACUCGAGAAUCUGAUCGCGGUUCAGAGCGGCGAAGGGAUACUCGCGAAUCUGAGUCUCGCAAAAGAGAUCGAAGCCGUGAGAGAGACCGAAGUCGCGAAAGAGAUCGCAGUCGUGAGAGGGAUCGUAGCCGCGACCGAGAUCGCGAUCGUGACAGGGACAGAGACAGGGAUCGCGACAGACGUCGUAGUAGGAGUAGGGAUCGUAGUAGGGAUCGGAAACGCGAUUCCAGUCGGUAAGA
This is a messenger RNA of Strongylus vulgaris, 431 nucleotides long. The record is from the annotation of a GenBank genome assembly. Lineage: Eukaryota; Metazoa; Nematoda; Chromadorea; Rhabditida; Strongylidae.